Molecule: messenger RNA, 1854 nt
Organism: Naegleria gruberi
Lineage: Eukaryota; Heterolobosea; Eutetramitea; Acrasida; Naegleriidae
Exons: 1
Coding region: 1-1854 (617 amino acids)
Biological process (GO): regulation of DNA repair; carbohydrate metabolic process; ATP generation from poly-ADP-D-ribose
Cellular component (GO): nucleus; cytoplasm
Molecular function (GO): poly(ADP-ribose) glycohydrolase activity
Source: RefSeq, a predicted model, not a curated record
AUGUCUUCUCAAGGUAGAUCUUCAUCAACAGGUAACAAAAAACAAUUAACUUUGGGUGACUUUUUAAAUAAUGACAAAAGAAAGAGACCAGAUGAGGAAUCAUGGAUAGAAAAGACAAGAAAACAAAUCCGUAACAAUCCACCACCAACUCAACCAAAUGACAAUUCAUCAACAAGAUCAUUUAAUGAUCAUUCAUCAAAUUCAAAUCCACCCUUCAAAACAAAGGCUUCUAAACAACCAAAUUAUGAUAAUCAAAAUUAUGCACAACCUCCUCCUUCAACUCCUCCUAGAACUAGCAAUAGAAGAAAAUCUACACCAGGCUGGAAUAGAGAUUGUGUCAAAUUACCUUGUCAUGAAAAUAAUGUUUACUUUCAAAAUAAUAGACAAUUGUCAAAAUGGUAUUUGAUCAAAACAGUUUUACAACAGAGAAUUUCUGAUGUGAAUGACAUCAUUCAAAUUAUCAAAACAGUCAACUCUAGUUGGAGUUUUUCCUCUAAUACUUUCAAUUCUUUAGAGACAUUAUUUAAUAAUAUUUAUACUGCUAAGGAUAAGGAUCAAUUUUUUAACACUACAUUACCUUGUUUACAAUCUUUAGCUUUGGAUUUACCAAACUUGAUUGACGAAAUUCCACUUUUGAAGAAACAAGAGGAUAGUUCAGUUACUUUGACUAGAAAACAAAUUUGUUGUCUAUUGAUACAUGCAUUUUUUUGUACAUUCCCAAGAAGAAAUCAAACGAGUAAUCCAUCAGAUGAAUACUAUUACUAUCCAUCUAUCAAUUUUAUAACAUUAUUUAAAAAGUCUCCUCUAACAAAGAGAGUUAUCAAAAAGGAUCCAUUCAAUAUUCCAGUUGAUCCAAAAGACACUUUUAAAUCACCAAGCUUGUCACCAGAAAAUACUCCAGAAAUUCCACAACAAAAUGAUACAAGUUCAUCAAUCCCUUCUUCUACUGAUUUGAAUUCCUCUAUUGUAACUCAAACAACAAAUGAUUCUACUGCCAUUGCAUCUAGUAAUCACAUGGAUGCAAAUCUUGAUGCAACAAUUAUCAGUUCCACAACAACAACACAAACCACCACAACAUCUAAUGAGGUUAUAAUCACCAAAACAUUGUCUAUUUCUGAAACAAUUUCAAUUGAGGAUGAUUUAUUAUUUGAUGAAGAUUUAUUGAGUCCAUCUAAAUUUGAGGAAGAAGAAUUUGAAGAAACAAGUUUACUCAUUGAAAAACUCAAAACUGUUAUCAAUUACUUUAAUUUAAUGGCCGAAUAUAUUUUAAAUAAUAACUCCAUAAUUGAUGAAAAAGUAUCUUUUGAGAGAAAAGUGCUGUUGGAUGAUUCGAAGGAUAUGGACAAGAUGUUCCAGAAUAGCAGCGAAAAGCUGCUUUCUAAUAUUGAAAUCAGAGAUAAUGGAACAAUUGAAGAUAAUUCACCACAUACACUUGAUUGUUGCCAUGUCGAUUUUGCAAACAAAAUGCUUGGUGGAGGCGUAUUAGGAAAUGGUGCAGUACAAGAAGAGAUUAGAUUCCUUAUCAAUACAGAAUGUAUAAUUGGAAGACUUUUCACAGAAGAAUUAGACGAUAAUGAAACUUUACUGAUAAGGAACACAAAACGCUUCUCAACCUAUGAAGGAUACUCCUAUUCCUAUAGAUACACAGGAACCUACGAUGAGAACUGUGAAAAUUUCUCCACUAUUAACUAUCCAAUCAUAGCAAUUGAUGCCCUAAAUUUUAACUCGGCCCCAUUUAGAAGUCCUUUCGAUCAAUUUAAGGCAAAGUAUAUUCAGAGAGAAAUCAACAAGAUAUAUUGUGGAUUUAUUGGUAGUGAUUGUAAAAUUAUAUCUACUGGAAAUUUAGGUAAGUGA